Entamoeba nuttalli P19 is the source of this 2595-nucleotide messenger RNA. Its product is annotated as adaptor protein (AP) family protein. Gene Ontology annotation, cellular component: membrane coat. Gene Ontology annotation, biological process: intracellular protein transport; vesicle-mediated transport. Gene Ontology annotation, molecular function: clathrin binding. NCBI's taxonomy places the organism in Eukaryota, Evosea, Mastigamoebida, Endamoebidae. The transcript has a single exon. The record is from RefSeq and is a predicted model, not a curated record. The coding region runs from base 1 to 2595 and encodes 864 amino acids.
AUGUCAAAGUAUUUUGUUUCAAGUCAUAGAGGAGAAAUUCAAGAUCUUAGAGAAAAAUUAAAUAGUAGUAAAGAUGAUGUUAGAACAGAAGCUGUUAAAAGAAUUGUUGCAGCAAUGACAGAAGGAAAAGAUGUUUCUAUGCUUUUUAUUGAUGUUUUAAAGUGUAUGCAAACAAAUAAAUUAGAACUCAAGAAGUUAGUUUAUUUGUAUUUAAUGAAUUACUCUAGAAGUCAACCAGAACGUGCUAUUUUAGUUGUUAAUUCAUUUGUUAAAGAUUCAAGUGAUCCUAAUCCACUCAUUCGAGCAUUAGCAAUUAGAACUAUGGGAUGUAUUAGAGUACAAAAUGUAUUUGAAUAUUUUAUUGAACCACUUGGAAAAUGUUUAAAAGAUAGAGAUCCAUAUGUUAGAAAAACAGCAGUACUUUGUGUUUUAAAAUUAUAUUGUAUGGAUCCAAUUAAUAUUGAACAACAUGGAUUUCUUAAUACAUUAAGAGAUAUGUUAUUAGAUGAUAAUCAAAUGGUUGUUUCAAAUGUUAUUGCAGCAUUACAUGAAAUUGGAAAUAAUGGAGGAAAAGAAUGGAUUAUUGAAGAAAAGAUGGUUAGACCAUUAUUAAGUGCAUUAGAUGGAAGUAAUGAAUGGGGACAAGUUUAUAUUAUGGAUGCUAUUGCUACAUAUAUUCCAAAAGAAUCAAAAGAAGCAGAAAAUAUAUGUGAAAGAGUAAUUAAUAAACUUACACAUAAUAAUCCAUCAGUUGUUAUGGCAGCAGCAAAAAUUGUAUUAAAACAUUUAGAAGUAAUUUCACCACAAAUUGCUAAUAUUUAUUGUAAAAGAUUAUCUGCACCAUUAGUUAGUAUAGUAUUAAGUAAUAGUUCUAAACAUGAUUAUGAAAUUCAAUAUAUUACUCUUCGAUGUAUUAAUUUAAUAAUACAAAAAUAUCCACAUUUAUUUAGUAAUCAAUUAAGAACAUUUUAUUGUUCAUAUGAUGAACCAAUUUAUAUUAAAAUAGAAAAAUUAGAAAUUAUGUUAAUGUUAGUUAAUGAAAGUAAUGUAAUGGAUAUUCUUGUAGAAUUAAAAGAAUAUGCUCUUUCAGCUGAUAUUGAAUUUGUUAGAAAAUCAGUUCAAGCAUUUGGAAAAUGUGCAUUAAAAUUAGAAAAAGUUGCAGAUAGAUGUGUUAAACAAUUAGUUGAAUUAAUUGAAUUAGGUCAAAAUUAUAUUGUACAAGAAGCAUGUAUUGUAAUGAAAGACUUAUUUAGAAAAUAUCCACAAAAAUAUCUUCCAGUAAUUGCAAAAUUAUGUGAUAAUUUAAAUACAUUAGAUGAUCCAAAUGCUAAAGCUGCUAUGAUUUGGAUUAUUGGAGAAUAUAAUCAACUUAUUACUAAUUCAUUUGAUCUUCUCAAUGAAUUUAUGAAUUCAUUUGCUGAUGAACCACUUAAUGUUCAAUUAGCUCUUCUUACUGCAUCAGUUAAAUUAUUUAUUCAACAACCAGACUCACAAGAUUUAGUACAAAAAGCAUUAAGUGAAGCAUCUAAUUCAGCAUCAUUUGAUAUUAGAGAUCGUGCACAUAUUUAUUGGAGAAUUUUAUUUGAUCAUCCACAACAAACACAUGAUAUUAUGUUAAAAGAACGUGAUGUCAUUACAUUCCAAACUCAACAACUUCAUCCACAAAUUCUUAAUUCUCUUAUUUCAGAAUUAGGUGAAUUAUCUGCUGUUUAUCAAAAAGUUCCAGCAUCUUUUGUAGUAAAAUUGAAAAAAAUUGGAGUAAGUGCUAAAUUAGAUGAAGAAGAAGGUGGAAGUGAAAUGAGUGAUCUUCUUUGCUUCGAUGGAGGAAGUUCUAAUCUUAUUGGAACUGCUUCUAAAAAUGUUUUAGACUUUGAUGAAGAUACUUCAAAGAGAAAUGAUUCAAUGAAAGAUAUUUUCUCUAUUGGAAAACAAACUGUUCCAAUUAAUCGUUUAGUUGCAUUACCAAAAACACCAACUGAUAUGAAAGUUGAUGCUUCAUUAAUUUAUGAAGGUGGUAGUUUAUUCUUACAAUUAGAAAUUACAAAUAAUAGUCCAUUAACAAUGACUAAUUUCCAAAUGCAAUUUAAUAAAAAUGUUUUUGGAUUAGUUCCUGGUCAAUUAAAUAUUGAUGCAAUUCCUCCAAAUAAACGUUGGGGUGCUUUACUUCCAGUUGGACUUAUUCCUCCUGAAAUUACAACUCCUGUUUCUUCUCGUUUAGAAGUUGCUAUCGCUAAUUCUACACAACAAAUUUAUUUCUAUGUUCUUGAAAUGCCAAUUGGUUUAUUAAUGAAAGAACAAUCUCAAGUUGAUAUUGCUAAUUGUGCUAAUUUAUGGAACUCUCUUCCAAAUACUAUGUCUAAAGAAUAUAAAGGAUCUGGACUUGAACUUAAACUUCAAAAAUUAUCUACUUUCAUUUUAGUUGCAACAAAAAAGGCUAAUGACAAAGAACUAUUAAUGUACACAAUUAAAUUCCUUAACGACAUCGACGUUAUGGUUGAAAUUACUUCUACUUCUAAAGGAUAUAAAAUCCUUGCUAAAUGCAUCGACAAACAAUAUUUAUCCUUUAUUUUCAAAUUCUUUGAUGGACUUUUUUAA